This is a messenger RNA of Procambarus clarkii (red swamp crayfish), 543 nucleotides long. The record is from RefSeq and is a predicted model, not a curated record. Lineage: Eukaryota; Metazoa; Arthropoda; Malacostraca; Decapoda; Cambaridae.
AUGAGAAGAACAGUGGCCGGAGGAGAAGAACAGUGGCCGGAGGAGAAGAACAGAGGCCAGAGGAGAAGAACAGUGGCCGGAGGAGAAGAACAGUGGCCGGAGGAGAAGAACAGUGGCCGGAGGAGAAGAACAGUGGCCGGAGGAGAAGAACAGUGGCCGGAGGAGAAGAACAGUGGCCGGAGAAGAACAGUGGCCGGAGGAGAAGAACAGUGGCCGGAGGAGAAGAACAGAGGCCGGAGAAGAACAGUGGCCGGAGAAGAACAGUGGCCGGAGAAGAACAGUGGCCGGAGAAGAACAGUGGCCGGAGGAGAAGAACAGUGGCCGGAGGAGAAGAACAGUGGCCGGAGGAGAACAGUGGCCGGAGGAGAAGAACAGUGGCCGGAUGAGAAGAACAGUGGCCGGAGGAGAAGAACAGUGGCCGGAGGAGAAGAACAGUGGCCGGAUGAGAAGAACAGUGGCCGGAGGAGAAGAACAGUGGCCGGAGGAGAACAGUGGCCGGAGGAGAAGAACAGUGGCCGGAUGAGAAGAACAGUGGCCGGAUGA